Messenger RNA from Hyaloscypha bicolor E, 1476 nucleotides. RefSeq names its product MFS multidrug transporter-like protein. The annotation marks the transcript as partial. The record is from RefSeq and is a predicted model, not a curated record. The transcript has 2 exons. Lineage: Eukaryota; Fungi; Ascomycota; Leotiomycetes; Helotiales; Hyaloscyphaceae. Gene Ontology annotation, biological process: transmembrane transport. Gene Ontology annotation, molecular function: transmembrane transporter activity.
AUGGACAAACUCGAACGCUUCCUCUCGCGCCCAACCGCAAAACCCUACCGCUCCAAGUCCCUCUCAACCACAACUCCCUACCUCAAUGCUCAAGGCCAGGUCGAUUUCUCACCAGACGACAUCGAGAAUCCCAAAAACUGGUCCGCACGACGCAGAUGGUACAUAACCGUAAUCUCCAUCCUCCUCGUCAUGAAUGCAACGUUCGCCUCCUCCUCUCCCAGUGGGGCCCUCAACAGCAUCGCCACCCACUUCUCCGUCUCCGUCGAAGCGACCGGUCUCCUGGUAACGCUCUUCCUCCUAGGCUACUGCUUCGGUCCUUUCUUCUGGGCACCACUCUCCGAAUUCUAUGGCCGACGAUGGGUUUUCUACAUCUCCUUCACCUUGUAUCUGGUCUUCAACUUUCUGUGCGCUUUUGCGCCGAACUUCGCUUCGUUGUUGGUAGGGAGGUUCCUCACAGGGACUUUUGCCUCGAGUCCGAUGUCCAACUCGCCAGGCGUACUGGCAGAUAUCUGGGGGCCAGUCGAGAGAGGAAAUGCCUUGGCGCUAUUCAGCGUGAUGACGUUCGUUGGUCCGUCACUCGGUCCCGUCGUCGCAGGCUUCUUAGAGCUGAAAGAAGACUGGAGGUGGAACUUCUACGUUUUGUUGUGGUUCGCGGGCGUCACUGAGCUUUUGAUGUUCACGAUCCCGGAAACGCUACCGUCGGUUGUCCUGCUGAAUAAAGCAAGACGGAUUCGGGGAGAGAAACUUGAGGGGUUUGAGCAUGUGAAGGCACCGGUUGAGGAAACGGAUCGAACGCUCGCGGGGUUGUAUAAGGUGGCGUUGACGAGGCCGUGGAAGAUUCUCGUGGAUCCUAUUUCUUUUGCCACGGCGGUGUAUUUGAGUGUUGUUUAUAUGUUGCUUUAUAUGUUGUUCACUAUUUAUCCGAUUGUUUUUCAGCAGAAGAGGGGGUGGAACUCUGGUGUCGGUCAACUACCUUUAAUCGGUGCUGUCAUUGGAGCCGUUCUGGGAGGCGCUCUUAUAUUCUGGAACUCGUCGAGGGAUAGGAAGAGGUUCGAAGCUGGGUAUCGAGGGAGAGCGGAGGAUCGCCUGCCUGUGGCGAUGAUUGGGGGUGUGCUGUUUCCAGUAACAAUUUUCUGGUUCGCCUGGACUGGCCAAUACAACAGCAUCCACUGGAUUGUCCCCACCCUCGCCGGCGUCUUCCUCUCAACCUCCAUCCUACUAGUUUUCGUCGCAUUCCUGAACUACCUUACCGAUACCUACCUCAUGUAUGCCGCCUCCGCGCUCGCCGCGAAUACUGUUUGCAGAUCGGCCUGCGCAGCCGCGGCUCCGCUCUUUACCCAGUAUAUGUUUGACGCGCUCGGGGUUGGAGGUGGUGGGAGUCUGAUUGCGGGCGUCGCGUGUUUGCUUGCUCCGAUCCCGUUUGUGUUCUAUCGGUAUGGUGAGCCGAUUAGGAGAAGAAGUAAAUUUGCUCCAACG